Syngnathus typhle (broad-nosed pipefish) is the source of this 3983-nucleotide messenger RNA. RefSeq names its product anthrax toxin receptor 1-like. Lineage: Eukaryota; Metazoa; Chordata; Actinopteri; Syngnathiformes; Syngnathidae. The transcript is spliced from 18 exons. The coding region runs from base 339 to 2174 and encodes 611 amino acids. Gene Ontology annotation, molecular function: signaling receptor activity. Gene Ontology annotation, cellular component: membrane. The record is from RefSeq and is a predicted model, not a curated record.
AAGAGUUUAAAAGAUCCCUGCUUUGCAAGGUCAUUUGAUGAGCAAAAAGCUCAAGUGGGAGGUUGCGAAAUUGAGAAGUCCUUUGCAUCAUAUUUAUUGGACCCACUGAUGAAAGAGUCCACUCUAACUCAAAACGCUCACUUCUCCUUCUUCUCCACGUUGCCCCUUAAGUUACACUUCUGCUUUGGAUGAUUGUUUUUUUUGGGGGGGGGGAUGCUGCAGAUCACUGUGAAGGACUGACCGAGGGAUCUACAAAGAGGAACUGUCUUGGCACUUGACAUCCUGACAAAGGUGCUCAGAUUUUCCCCUUUACCUGUGUGGGGUUUUCAGAUGGAAUAAUGCCUUCAUGUUGGAGUAGAAGAUCCUGGCUUCCAGCUUUGUUUGCUGCCACUCUGGUUGUUCCUCUUGUUCAUGCUGGAUCCGACCACGAGAGAAGGCUGGCAGGGUCGUCCUCGUGCUACGGAGGCUUUGACCUCUAUUUUGUCUUGGACAAAUCUGGGAGUGUGAUGGACCACUGGACUGAAAUCUACCAUUUUGUUGAGCACUUAGCUCAUAAAUUUAUAAGUCCACAAUUAAGAAUGUCAUUUAUCGUGUUCUCCACUGAAGGGACGAUUUUAAUGCGCCUGACAGAGGACAGAGAACGCAUCCGCAAAGGUCUGGAGGAGCUCCAGGGAGUUCAUCCAGGUGGAGACACCUUCAUGCACGAGGGCAUCCUGAGGGCCAGUGAGCAGAUAUAUCAUGGAAACACAGAAGGUUAUCGGACCGCCAGUGUUAUCAUAGCUCUGACAGAUGGAGAGCUACAUGAGGAUCUCUUCUUCUAUGCCGAGAGAGAGGCCAAUCGCUCACGGAGUCUGGGGGCCACAGUUUACUGCGUUGGGGUGAAGGACUUCAAUGAGACUCAGCUGGCGAAGAUUGCUGACAGUAAGGACCACGUAUUCCCUGUCACCGAUGGAUUUGAAGCUUUGCAGGGAGUCAUUGAUUCUAUCCUGAAAAGAUCUUGCAUUGAGAUUCUGGCAGCUGAGCCCUCCAGCAUCUGUGCAGGAGAGUCAUUCCAGGUUGUCGUAAGAGGAAAUGGAUUCCUCCAUGCACGCAAUGUGGAAAAGGUCCUAUGCAGCUUUCGCAUUAACGACACCCUAACUAAAAUGGUGAAACCUUUGAUCGUGGAGGAUACAUAUCUUCUCUGCCAGGCUCCUGUGCUUCAGGAUGAGGGAAUGGCAGCCAAUCUUUAUGUCAGUAUGAACGAAGGGCUCAGUUUCAUCUCCAGUUCGGUCACCAUUACGACUGUCAGCUGUUCUGAUGGGACCAUUUUGGCCAUCACUCUGCUCAUCCUCAUGCUGCUCCUCAUCUUGGCUCUCCUGUGGUGGUUCUGGCCCCUCUGCUGCACUGUGAUCAUCCAUGAGCCACCGCCACGUAUCGCGGAGGAGAGUUCGGAGGAUGAAGACGAUGAUACACCAAAGAAGAAAUGGCCCACUGUAGAUGCGUCCUACUACGGAGGACGGGGAGUCGGGGGAAUCAAAAGGAUGGAGGUCCGCUGGGGUGAGAAAGGCUCCACUGAAGAAGGAGCAAAACUGGAGAAGGCCAAAAAUGCCAAAGUGAAGAUGCCUGAGCAGGAGUUUGUGCAGUGCCCCACGCGUGUUCUCAACAACGGCAUGCAAAAACCCAUUGGAGCACACAAGUGGUACUCGCCCAUCCAGAGCAAACUGGAUGCAUUGUGGGCCCUUUUAAGAAAAGCCUACAACCGCGUGUCAGUGAUGAGACCUCAUCCAGGUGAUAAGGGCAGAUGCAUGAACUUUAUUCGCAUGAAGUCGCCCUCCUCUCGCUACCCCCACUACAACCCGUCGCCCAUCUACACCCCUCCCAGCAGGAGUCCACCCGCACCGCAGGGCACCCUUCCGCCAACCCCCGGCAGCCCACCGUUCUGCGCUACCCUGCCCAUCCUGCCUUUGACGCCCUCCGACGUAUGCCCCUCUCCUCCGUCCACCCCUCCCUACUACACCCCACCUCCCAAACGGGGUCUCCCACCCACCUCUCUGCACAUACCCGCUACGCCCGAGCUGCCGCCUACCCCGCCACCUCCCCUCUCGCCCUCCGGCACGCUGCCCCCGCUACCUCAAGGCCCCGCUCCUGGACGAGCUCCGCCGCCGGCCCGCCCCCCGCCACGCCCCGGCCUGUAGCUGACAAAGUGAGAACCCCAGCAAGAAUUCAAAGCGUGUGACCAUGUUUGAUUGUGUCUGCAGGAGACCAAAGCCCAGCAGGCCGUGGCGUACCUGCCUUGUGCAGGGGCCAACGCGGACCUGCCUUCCUUCCGCUAUUUGUCUACACUGACUUUUGUACACAUCUAGCCCAACGGAUGCUUGAAUUACUGACAUUGAAAUCACAUGAGAGCAUUCGUUCUACUGCGGAGAGCUUUAAGUGUCCGCUCCCUGUCCGGCAGAGAGAUGAUGGACUCGCACAUGGGAGCGUGCUCUUGUACAAAGAUGCCUCCAACUGCAUCAUGCAGAAUUCAACAAACCCUUUAGUUAUGAUGUCAUCAACACCUGAGCAAUUCAAUCUUUGAUAGCGAUUGUCCUAAUUUAGGGUCAGGGGUGAGUUUUGGAGCCCUUCCCAAUCGACUUUGGCUGUGAAGCGGUCUAUGAGGCUGGCUACACAAUGGACCGAUUGUGAUUCUGGACUAUUCAACAAGUUUCGUUGUAAGAAAGAGAGAGCGAGAGAGAGAGAGAAAAAAGGAUGGCCAUUUAUAGUGCAUGAAUAACUGUUCACACUCAUUUGCACCUCUGGAAAAUUUGGAGUCAAUUGAGCAAUUGGAUAUCACAAUCUUCAAAUCAGAAUGGGUGAUUCUUUUUGCCAUUCCGAACGGUCUCGAUAUAAACGUGUAGGACGUCAUCGUUUUCACACUUGACGAUAGAACCGUACCGCCAGAGCAAUGGGAGAACUUGUUUCAUACAAUUUGUACUUUUUGGGUUUUUUCCUUUUUUUUGAAAACUUUUAAUUGGUCCAAAGCUAGUGUAGGCAGGAAAAUUGGUUUAGUAUGUUUUAAUUGAUCCGUUGGCUCUUAUAUAUGAUAAUGCAGACAGUUUGAGAACUACCAAUGUUUCCUAUUCGCUUUUAAUUUGCGUGUGUGGACCACACUGAGUUUUUCAGCAUCCUCAUCACGUUCCUCAUUGUGCUGAAGCAGCAUGAUGCGAGUCACAGCUGGCCUGCUUUUAUGCACGUCACAGUAAACAACCGGGACUUGGACAUGACAUUUGGCGCUUGAAUGACCGCUGAUGUUCAACUCUGCGAUUGCAGAUGCUCAACUCUGCGAUUGCAGAUGUGGAGAAAGACAGGUCGCAAUCCGGGACCGUGCCUGAUCAUUGACAGAAAUAAGUUCCAUCCGUCCAUUGUUGUUUAGGGUCAUGGUCACAAGCCUUACCAUACUGCCUCAUUUUUUUAACAUACAGUUAACCUUCAGCCUUGUAAAGUCCUUCAAAACAUACUGAGUGUCAAGCUAAAACCUGGUUGCUUUUAAGAAAGUAUAAAUUACAGCUGCAUUGCGUUGUUGUUAGGAAAUAAGAAAAAAGACAGGAAAAAAUGGCUAAUGUGAGGUAGUUACACAUACGAUUCACAGAAGUUAACAAUUUCCAUUCCACCAAUCACUAUGUCUAGCUGCACCCUUACAGUUCAUAUGUAAUGGCUUUCUUUCUCCACCUACUGCUGACCUUAAAACGAGGUCGGUAUCAGCCUAAUAUCGGUUAUCGGCCCCCUCCCUACUCGUGUUUCGAUAUGUUUGUAUUUCAAAUUUAUCGUGGCUAUAAAUGUGCACCAAUUAUCUGUUAAUCAUAGUAUAGUCAUCAUUUAUUUGUUGUAUGAACUUUGCUAAGCAUGCAUUUACAAUGCUCAGUGUAAAGAUUUGUUUUGGUGUUAUGAUGGUGAGAUUAAUCACUCCGCAAUGUUGCUGCAGGUUGCCAAUCUGAAUGGCAUCAAAAUAAAAAAAUGGUAUGAUA